This is a messenger RNA of Tetranychus urticae (two-spotted spider mite), 1782 nucleotides long. Its product is annotated as LIM homeobox transcription factor 1-alpha. Lineage: Eukaryota; Metazoa; Arthropoda; Arachnida; Trombidiformes; Tetranychidae. The record is from RefSeq and is a predicted model, not a curated record. Gene Ontology annotation, molecular function: RNA polymerase II transcription regulatory region sequence-specific DNA binding; DNA-binding transcription factor activity, RNA polymerase II-specific. Gene Ontology annotation, biological process: regulation of transcription by RNA polymerase II; neuron differentiation. Gene Ontology annotation, cellular component: nucleus.
UCCCGGUUACUCUUUAUUGUGUUUAAAUUCCUAACAGUUAUCUUCUUCUACUUGUUUCGUUUUUUCCUCAUCUUCAUCUUUUUACUGUCUUGUUAUUAGUAUCACAUCUACUACUGCCUUUUAUCAUUUGUAUUUCAAGAAACAAACACACAUCUUGCCAACGUUUAGUGUCUCACUUACUCUCUGUGUGUGUGUCUAACUGUGUGUCUUUGUAUUUAUACACAUUGGUGUCCCUAUGGAUGAUUAUUUCAUCUGAAAAUGAUGGAGAGAAAAGUAUCUGGCAAUUCAAUAUCUUCCAUGAUAGGUGAAAGGUUACACGUUUGCUCAGGAUGUAACGAGUUAAUCAAGGAACAGUGGCUUCUGGAAGCGGCUGAAAAGUUUUGGCAUGAAAAUUGUUUAAAGUGUUCAUCGUGUGAAGGUCCACUUGCUAAAAUGUCGGACACUUUUUACGCCAAAGCUGACUUAUUACUUUGUAAACGAGACUAUUUCAGAUUGUAUGGUGCCAAAUGUACAGGAUGUUGUGAAAAAAUAUCAGCAAGUGAAUUGGUUAUGAAAGCUUUGGACUCAAUAUUUCAUCUCAAUUGUUUUACCUGCGUUGGUUGUAAUAAGCAGUUAAAAAAGGGUGACCAAUAUGUGAUCAGAUCGGGAAGAUUGUUCUGUAGGCCGGAUUUCGAAAAGGAACUUGCCAUUCUUCAAAUGUCCACACAAACAAGUGAAAAUGCUGUUGUGCCAAACAAUAAUCAAAAUAGUCCAAUACCAAGUGGCCAAAAUACUGGGUCAACCGUUUCAGUAACUUCUAGUCAACGACAAGAUGGACGUCGAGGACCGAAAAGGCCAAGAACCAUUCUGACAACAGCUCAAAGAAGAGCCUUCAAAGCCUCAUUCGAGGUCAGUCAAAAGCCUUGUAGAAAAGUCCGGGAAUCAUUAGCCAAAGAAACUGGAUUAAGCGUUCGAAUAGUGCAAGUUUGGUUUCAAAAUCAGAGAGCAAAAUUGAAGAAAAUCCAACGCAAACAGCAACAAUUGCAACAACAAUCACACCAACAACAUACAACUAAUAGCGACUCAAAUGCUGGUUUAGGUGAUAAAUCCAAUCUUGAUAAAAUGUCACCUUACUCAAGAUUAGGUCAUAGUGGAAGUGGUCAUUUAACUGAUUCAUCUGUAGACUCGCCUUCUUUUUCUGUAGCUCCAAUUCAAUAUUUAUCUCAUAGUCCUGAUGAUGAUUCUUAUUAUUCACCUCACGGAGAUGGUUAUUCAAAAGGAGACUUAGGAAUGGAUAGUGAAACCAGUUUAGGUGGAUUAGAUGAUGUGUUACAAGGGAAUGGAGCAAGUAAUGGAGGUGAUGAGAGCCUUUCCCAUCAUCCACAUACUCAUCAUCAUCAUCAUCACCAUCAAGGAUCAUCUUCAAUGGACAAUAAUAAUAAUAAUAGUAAUAAUAUACCUUCGGGUUCGAAUGGAUCAACCAAUAAUGGUCUCUUUGGUUCUUCUAUGACACCUAUUGAUAAACUUUAUUCAAUGCAGAAUUCAUAUUUUAAUUCAAAUGAAUGUGAAUGUCUGGGACCGAGUAACUAGGAAAAAAGAAAACAUUAUUUGAAUUGUUUUAAAUCCAUUUUAAAUUUUGUAAGAUUCCAAGGAUAAAAUGAUUCAGAUGAUGUUUGAUCUCUUCUCAUAUCCAUUUCUUUCUUUGUCCCUUCUGCGUUCGAAUCUUAAAAGUUGCUCAGUAUUUUGUAAAAAAACCUCUACCAGGCAGAAGGCACAAACUUUUAUACUUUCAUCUAAGAACAA